UUCAGCUGGCUGCAGGAGGGAACGAUAGCUGAGCAGGAGCGAGGGGGAGAAGACCCGAAACUCAUGAAAACAUGCCCCAUUUCACUGUCGUACCAGUGGAGGAUAACUCUCAAUCAAACUAUGACAGCCUGGAAGGAAUUAACUGGGUGGACUACAGAGAUACAGGCCAGGGAUAUACAGACACAGUGAGCUCUGAUGGUCAGGGAAGUCAUAAAGAAGACAGCCCCUUUCUUAACAGCACAGACGCAUCUAAGAAAAAUGACUUCUAUGACAGAAACUUGGCUUUAUUUGAGGAAGAGCUGGACAUUCGACCCAAGGUGUCCUCUCUUCUCAGCCGGCUGGUCAACUACACCAACGUCACACAGGGGGCCAAAGAGCACGAGGAGGCGGAGAGUGCAUUGGCCUCCAGAAAGAAGCUACCAAAGUCUCCCAGUAUGGGCACCCUGAUGGGUGUCUACCUGCCCUGUCUGCAGAACAUCUUUGGCGUCAUCCUGUUCCUACGUCUCACCUGGAUUGUGGGCAUGGCUGGCAUCGUUCAGUCCCUCCUGAUUGUCCUGAUGUGCUGCUCGUGUACGAUGCUCACAGCCAUAUCCAUGAGUGCCAUUGCAACGAAUGGUGUUGUCCCUGCUGGUGGAGCAUAUUUCAUGAUCUCGCGUUCCCUGGGCCCAGAGUUUGGGGGAGCGGUGGGGCUCUGCUUUUACCUGGGUACGACCUUUGCUGGAGCCAUGUACAUUCUUGGUGCCAUUGAAAUAUUACUGAAAUAUAUCGUACCACAGGCGGCCAUAUUCCACUCCACAGAUCCCAAUGGGAGUGACGGAGCCAUGCUGAAUAACAUGAGGGUCUACGGGACCAUCUUCCUCAGUCUGAUGGCAUUGGUGGUCUUCGUUGGGGUCAAAUAUGUCAACAAGUUUGCCUCCCUCUUCCUGGCCUGUGUCAUUAUAUCCAUUGUGUCCAUAUAUGCGGGAGCUGUGAAGUCCAUCUUCCAUCCCCCUGAAUUCCCGAUUUGCAUGUUGGGAAACAGGACCUUAGUCAGAGACCGGUUUGACGUCUGUGAAAAAACAGUGGUGGAAGGAAACACAACCGUCCCUAGCAAGUUGUGGGAGAACUUCUGCAAUGCCAGAAACAUGAGCGGCCAGGAGUGUGACAAGUUCUUCAUGCAGAACAAUGUCACAGAGAUCCAGGGCAUACCUGGGCUGGCCAGCGGAAUAAUCAGAGAGAACAUGUGGAGUGCCUAUCUGGAGAAAGGCCAGAUCUUGGAGAAGGAGACCUUGCCAUCUGCAGAUGUUCAUGGUGCCCAGGAGAAUUUGUACCUUUAUGUGUCCGCUGAUAUCGCCACCUCUUUCAUGGUUCUCGUCGGGAUCUUUUUCCCCUCUGCCUCAGGUAUCAUGGCUGGCUCUAACAGAUCAGGAGACCUCAAAGAUGCACAGAAGUCCAUCCCCGUGGGAACCAUUUUGGCUAUAACCACCACAUCCUUAGUCUAUUUCAGCUCAGUGGUGCUGUUUGGGGCAUGCAUUGAAGGGGUGGUGCUGAGAGACAAGUUUGGUGAUGCCGUGAGUAAGAACCUGGUGGUGGGCACGCUGUCCUGGCCCUCCCCCUGGGUCAUUGUGAUUGGUUCUUUCUUCUCCACCGUGGGGGCGGGGCUUCAGUCCCUGACGGGGGCACCGCGCCUCCUGCAGGCUAUCGCCAAGGACAACAUCAUUCCUUUCCUCAGGGUGUUUGGGCAUGGCAAGGCCAACGGAGAGCCGACCUGGGCCCUGCUGCUGACGGCCCUGAUCGCAGAGCUGGGCAUCCUGAUCGCAUCUCUGGACAUGGUGGCCCCCAUCCUCUCCAUGUUUUUUCUGAUGUGCUAUCUGUUUGUAAACCUGGCAUGUGCAGUGCAGACUCUUCUCCGCACCCCCAACUGGAGGCCACGGUUUAAAUACUAUCACUGGGCCCUAUCCUUCCUGGGUAUGAGUAUGUGCCUGGCGUUGAUGUUCAUCUCCUCCUGGUACUAUGCUAUUGUGGCCAUGGGCAUUGCAGGCAUGAUCUACAAGUACAUCGAGUACCAGGGAGCGGAGAAGGAGUGGGGAGACGGGAUCCGAGGUCUGUCUCUGAGUGCGGCCCGCUAUGCGCUCCUUCGGCUGGAGGCCGGACCACCCCACACCAAAAACUGGAGACCACAACUGCUGGUGCUGCUGAAGCUGGAUGAGGACCUCCACGUGAAAUACCCCCGGCUGCUCACCUUUGCCUCCCAGCUGAAAGCCGGCAAGGGUUUGACCAUCGUGGGCUCCGUCAUCCAGGGCAACUACCUGGAAAGCUUCGGAGAGACCCAGGCAUCAGAGCAGACCAUAAAGAACAUGAUGGAAAUAGAAAAGGUGAAAGGCUUCUGCCAGGUGGUGGUCGCCACCAAGCUGCGGGAGGGAAUUGCCCACCUCAUCCAGUCCUGUGGCCUAGGAGGCAUGAAGCACAACACAGUGGUGAUGGGCUGGCCGUACGGCUGGAGACAGAGUGAGGAUCCCCGGGCCUGGAAGACCUUCAUCAACACGGUCCGCUGCACCACCGCCGCCCAUCUCGCCCUGAUGGUGCCCAAGAACGUGUCCUUCUACCCCAGCAACCAUGAGCGCUUCACCGACGGAAACAUCGACGUGUGGUGGAUCGUCCACGAUGGCGGGAUGCUCAUGCUGCUACCCUUCCUCCUCAAACAACACAAGGUCUGGAGGAAGUGCAAGAUGCGCAUCUUCACCGUGGCCCAAAUGGACGACAACAGCAUUCAGAUGAAGAAGGACUUGGCCACGUUUCUGUAUCAGCUUCGAAUAGAGGCUGAGGUAGAGGUGGUGGAGAUGCAUGACAGCGACAUCUCGGCGUACACGUACGAGCGCACCCUGAUGAUGGAGCAGAGAUCCCAGAUGCUGCGCCAGAUGAGACUGUCGAGUGCUGAGAGAGACAGGGAGGCCCAGCUGGUGAAGGACAGGCACUCUCUCAUCCGAAUGGGAAGCUUGUAUUCUGACGAAGAGGAGGAAGUGACAGAGUCAGUGCCCGAAAACAACCAAAUGACCUGGACCAAGGACAAGUACGACGCAGAGAAGAGGAACAGAGCCAACGCCCCAGAAAACUUCAGAGAACUCAUCAGCAUCAAGCCAGACCAGUCCAACGUACGGCGGAUGCACACAGCGGUCAAGCUGAACGAGGUGAUCGUCAACAGGUCCCACGAUGCUCGGCUCGUGCUGCUCAACAUGCCCGGACCCCCCAGGAACUCAGAGGGAGACGAGAACUACAUGGAGUUCCUGGAGGUUCUCACAGAGGGCCUGGAGAGAGUACUGCUGGUUAGAGGAGGAGGGCGGGAGGUCAUCACCAUCUACUCCUGAUGAGACGUCAGCCAAAUGCGCAUCACCCAAACAGGACCGCUAUGUCAGCCGAACGUGCAUCACCCAAACAGGACCGCUACGUCAGCCCAAACAGGACCGCUACGUCAGCCAAACACGCAUCACCCAAACAGGACCGCUACGUCAGCCAAAACAUGCAUCGCCCAAACAGGACCGCUACAUCAGCCCAACACGCAUCGCCAAAACAGGACCUCUACGUCAGCCGAACGUGCAUCACCCAAACAGGACCGCUACGUCAGCCCAAACAGGACCGCUACGUCAGCCCAAACAGGACCGCUACGUCAGCCAAACAUGCAUCACCCAAACAGGACGCUAUGUACUCCGCCUGGCACACCACAACUCCGCCUGGCCCCAUCAAGGAAAUACACACCGGCUGCGUAUGGGAUUGCCUAAUGCACAACCUUUACGUUUUUUUAAGCAAUGCCAUAGAAAACAAUGUUUUCAUAAAAUAUUUCGGAAAAACACAGCCCCCAGGAUACAUGCCUUUGACACAAAAGUACCACCAAUUGCUCCCAACAAAGAGAACUGAGGCAAUGAUUGGAAAAGAACCAAACCUCUUCAUUCAAUAGCUGCCUUUUAAAUAUCUAUUUGUAUAUGUAUAUAUAGCACAUAAAUAUGCAGUUUUAUAUGAAAAGUGGUUUUAUUUGGUUGCAGCUAAUAAGGACGAAGUAAUACAGAAUUUUACUUAACUAUUUAUCAGCAUCAAACAUUGUAAGGCAAUUGAAGCACUGUAAAGUUCCUUAUUACCAACCAAAAUGUAGUGCAAAAAGAACUUUUGGAUGUUCGUGGUUUUAGAGAGAUAAAAAUGUCCUAUUUAUUUUCUUAUUUAUUUGUUUUAACCUUCCCUGAUAAAAUACUGUACAAGGUAUGCUACAACAUAGUUCCUUUGUUGAAGAUGUUAUCGCAAAUGGAUGUGAAUGUUGGCAAAAAUAUGCAGGCAGCUUAUCUGAGAAAAUAUUCAAGGGCCACGGCAUCUUUGACAAAUUGUACAACAUCAUUUGUUUCACUUCUGAUUAAGAAUAGUUUUUGAUCCUGUAAAUGUGUUAUUUUUCCACUGUUCACUUUAUAUAGAUAUAUAUUUGGUAUUUUACUUACUUUGAAUAGUGUGUGUGUGUGUGUGUGUGUGUGUGUGUGUGCAAUUAAACUGUUCAAAAUUUUAAACGCACAGGCUACAAUUUCCAGCAAAGUAAAUAAAGAAAAUACAUGAAUUAAAAAUGAAUUCAAAAGAAAA
Molecule: messenger RNA, 4593 nt
Organism: Conger conger (European conger)
Lineage: Eukaryota; Metazoa; Chordata; Actinopteri; Anguilliformes; Congridae
Gene: slc12a4
Product: solute carrier family 12 member 4
Exons: 24
Coding region: 72-3344 (1090 amino acids)
Biological process (GO): potassium ion import across plasma membrane; cell volume homeostasis; potassium ion homeostasis
Cellular component (GO): membrane
Molecular function (GO): potassium:chloride symporter activity
Source: RefSeq, a predicted model, not a curated record